Molecule: messenger RNA, 2881 nt
Organism: Odontomachus brunneus
Lineage: Eukaryota; Metazoa; Arthropoda; Insecta; Hymenoptera; Formicidae
Product: N-acetylglucosamine-6-sulfatase-like
Exons: 11
Coding region: 1083-2693 (536 amino acids)
Biological process (GO): glycosaminoglycan metabolic process
Molecular function (GO): glycosaminoglycan binding; N-acetylglucosamine-6-sulfatase activity
Source: RefSeq, a predicted model, not a curated record
CUACCUGCUGUCGCUGCCGUCGUGCGUGUCCAAGUAUUGCACCACGAGAGACAAGAAACGCGCGAGACAGAGAGAGAGAAAGACAGAUAGAUAGACAGAGAAAGAGACGCACCAGAGAGCUUGGAGGAGCGAGAGAGCGCGCGCGACCGUGCGUGCCAGACAGAGAGGAGAGCGGUGAACGAACACGCGCGGGUCAAAUGAUGACCGAGCGGUAGAUACUAGCGGCCUUUUAAUUCGAACUUCACUAGACUUACUGCGUGAUCUCUCGGCAAUGUCCGGGACGCCGGGGGGGUAGCGGUGUGUGUGGGUAGAGCUCGCCGAUAUAAUUUCGCGGCUGGGUUGCGUGUCGCGCGGCGCGACGUACGUCCGGCGUGCGUGAGGAAGGGCGAGAGUUCACCGGCGGGAGGACGGACGUGCGUGACGUGCGUGCGUGCGUGCGUAAAAUAUACGUGCGGUAUACAACGGUGUCGCGCCCGUUCGUUCGCUCGUUCGUUCGUUAGUCAGUCGGUCGUGCCGUGUGCGUGCCCGAGCGUGAGGCGGACGCGAGAGUUCCGACGGCUUCCUAUUCCCCGCGCCAUCUGUCGUGUGCCAAUUGUCUCUCUCUCUCUCGUAGACUCGCGUCGCCGCGCUAUCUAGUAGCAUCCGCCGGUAUCGGUAGACCACUGUCGUCGUCGUCGUCGUCAUCGUCAUCGUCAUCGUCAUCGUCGUCGUCGUCGUCGUCGUCGUCAUCAUCAUCAUCAUCAUCAUCAUCAUCAUCAUCAUCAUCAUCAUCAUUGUCGUCGUGGUGUGCACGUCGUUGGAGUCGGGGGAAGCGGUAAUCGGGAGUAAUUUUAUACUUUGCCGAUUAGAGCUGCACGGACGUUUUUGCGUCUGCUAAAUUUGUCUCUCGGUGUAGGUGAGGUAUUAAUACACGACGAGUCGCGACGAGUCGAGUAGUACUCACAAGUAACUUGGCAGAGUGCCAUCGCCGAUUUCGAGUUUAUUUCCGUCGCGAUCGACUCGAAACUCUCGUCGCGGUUGACCUAUCCCACGAGUAUUUACCUGUAUUCGAGAUCACGAGUCCUUGCGAUUCGCCGUCCAAAAUGCGGCAGGCGAUUCUACUGGCGUUGUUGAAUUAUUUGCUGUCGGUCGCAUCGCAGAAUAUCGUCCUGAUCCUUACCGACGAUCAGGACUUGACUCUAGAUGGCAUGACGCCAAUGACGCAUACGCGGAAUCUUAUCGGACAUCAUGGCGCUACAUUUAAAAAUUGUUUCGUAGCUUCGCCUAUCUGUUGUCCCAAUCGAGCGUCCAUUCUGACCGGACGCUAUCAGCACAAUCACUUGACGGUGAAUAAUACUAUCGCAGGCGGUUGUAGUAGCGCGCAAUGGCAACAGUCGCGAGAGCCGACGACAUUUGCCGCUCUUCUGCAGAAGCUCGCCGGAUACAAAACUUUUUACGCGGGAAAAUACUUGAAUGAGUACGGCAACAGUAAAGUUGGCGGAGCGGCUCACGUGCCGCUAGGUUGGGAUUGGUGGGCCGGUCUCGUUGGAAACUCAAAAUAUUACGAUUACUCGUUAUCGAUAAACGGUAGCGAGAGGAUGUACGGUAACAACUCGGACGAUUACCUUACCGACGUGAUCAGUAAUCUGGCUGUAGAUUUUAUUAACACGCACACAGACGACCAGCCUUUUCUCAUAGUAUUAGCACCUCCGGCCCCUCACGCACCCUUCACACCUGCCGAUAGACAUAACCACAAAUACAAUGGCACGAGAGCGAAGAGAACCCCGAAUUUUAACGUGCCGGUGCAUCAGAAUAAGCAUUGGCUGGUUAGGCAUGGUCAAGCCCCUUUACCCGACAAUGUGCUGCCAAAAUUAGAUGAUAUAUACAGUAAGAGAUGGGAGGCUUUAUUGGCGGUCGACGAAUUGGUCGCAACCGUUCAUAAGUCACUGAAGAAGCGAAAUCUCUUGCAUAAUACAUACUUUAUUUACACCUCCGAUAAUGGAUAUCACAUUGGUCAGUUUAGUAUGCCUAUGGAUAAGCGCCAACCGUACGAGACCGACAUACGAGUUCCAUUACUGAUAUCCGGUCCAGGAAUCGCCCCGGCUACAAUUUCUGCACCUGUCAGUAGCGUAGAUAUCUUCGCCACAUUGUUAGAUAUAGCCGGCAUGGAGUAUGCGUCUGACGGCAAAACGUUGUUUAAGAAGAGCGAUAAUUUACCAGAGGAUCGUACUCUCCUGAUAGAAUACAGGGGGGAGAGAUCUAGACAUAGAUCGUCGUCCGGAUGUCCGAGUGACUGGGAUCUGAACGUUACAUUAUGCGUGAGAGAAAUGGCGUGCAAGUGUCAGGAUGCCGCGAACAACACGUUCAGUUGUAUUCGCCGCGUUUCCCCGAGUUUCAAUAACAUCUUUUGCGUCUUCGAGGACGACCAGGAAUUUAUCGAGGCUUACGAUCUGAACGUCGAUGAGUACCAAAUGACAAAUAUCGGGUAUACCAUGAAAAAGGGACUGAGACACAAAUUUCGAAAGCGCUUGAACAGAAUGACUGCGUGCCGGGAGGCCGACUGCAUUCUCGCCCAACUUACGACGACAAAAACUGAUUACGAGGCGACAAAAAGCGAUUACCCGAAGGAAAGCCGAACGGCGAGCGGAAGUGGAUUCUGCUUUCUGCUCGAACGUUUAAUGAGAGCGCGCGGGAGCUACGAUAUAACGGAAUAAUUCCGGAAUACCUCCACCCCGCACAUCGUCCGCCCUAGGUCGGAGCCCCGCAGUCUCGAAUAUCUGAAUAGCAAUGGCGAUAUUCGCGGAGGAAAAGGGAGGAGGCGGCGAGAGGAAGGUGGAAAAAAGUCGGGCGCGUCGAAGACACGUCGCGGCCGGCGAGUGCUGAUGCGACGGCGGCGGCGGAG